AUGACGAAAAGAUUAUCUGCGAAAGGCAGUCCUUUUUCGUUUUAUAUUGAAACGCCUAAAUUUUUUGAAAGCAUUUCAAAUUCAUCACGCUUUUUAUCAUCCGAAAUCACGGAUUCUGCGGAGCAUAAUUUAUGGAUGGAAGCCCAACUCAAUGCUUUUGAAUUCUCAUGCCCUCUUCAGGAUAACCAUAUAGAAAGUACUAAAAAAUCGAUGAUUUUGGGAGGUGUCAGAGCAUUUGUAGAUGUAAGACUGGAAAAAACAUCAAUUCUGCGCCAAAUGUUACGUGACUUAGGAGCGACUGUUAACUUACGAUUUUCAAAAAAUAUUACUCACUUAAUAUUCUGGAAUGGUCGACAGGAAACACUAGAUAAAGCCCAUCAUUUGGGGAUCGAAAUUUUAAUACUUUCGCCUCACUGGGUAUUUAAUUGUUUCAUGAAUCAAAUUCGAGCUGACGAAGCUCCCUUUCUGCUAUACGGUAUAAAGGAUCUUGCUAUUCCCAUGCGACUAAUGGCUAUGGGACGAAUGGGAACAGUUAAUAUGGAUAAAGCAUUAAAUUCAAGUGGCAGUUCACCGAACCAGUCACAAAUAGUGCAUGCGAUCGAAACGCUCUCCGACCAGCUUGCUUCCAAAUUUGUAUUUCCUGCAAAUAAUGAAAAUAUUGAUGUUGUGGAAAUAAUUUCACCAAUUGUGGAUCGCGUACGAAAAAGGAUCAAUGAACUGAAUUACUGUCGAGUUAGUAGAAAGCAAAGAAGGCAUACGCGAGUAUCGAUGUUUCCUGGAGAAUCCGAGCAGCAGUUUGCAACUCCCCCUGCAGAGAAUUCAUCUUUGACUAAAUCUGUAAAUGUGGUGGAGAUUACACAAAGUGAGCCAGUUAAAAAGCGUGGUCGGCCAACAGUUAAUUCUGAACAGUUAGCAGAGUAUACACCAACUCGUUUUCACAGAUUCUUGCAAAGACGAUAUCGUUCCGUAAAAGCAGGACAUGCUGCACAACUAAAUACAGAGAAAAUGGUGUCCAUGUAUAGAAAAAUGAUGAACCAGAACUUUUCUGAAAUUUCUGCAGAUGACCGAAAGCUUUCGGCAAAGGAUUUAGAAAAAACCUCGAAAACGCGACCACUGGUGGUACGGACUCGUUCUUCAGUCUUAAAUGAGUUGCAAAAUGUUCCCAGUUCGAAUGAAUUCAUGAAAAAGAAAAAGCUUCCUAGGAAAAGAAUUAAAACCGGUAAUAUUAUACUUUCAGGAAUCAGUAAGAUUGAGAAAGAGACAGUUUUUGCAAUAACUAAAAAAUUGGGCUUGCUAAAAAUUGCAAGCACUGUCGACGAGCUUACUCGUUACGUGGUAAGUGAUCAAGAGGGAGUACGCACGGUUAAUGUUAUGCGAGCUUUAGUCAAAGGCAUACCAAUCGUCACAGUUGAAUGGGCUUACCGCUCAUUGGAAAUUGGUGGUUGGUUAAAAGGAAAUGAUUUUUUUGUUCCACGAUGGAAAACUGCCCACGAAGCUUGGCUGAAUGGUCGCAUGGCUCAUUUGUUCUCUACAUUAGGGCCGUUUUAUGUUUCUUCGAAAUGCGAACCUGAAGCAAAGCAUCUUUCGUAUCUCAUCAAAUGUUGUCAUGGAAAAACAACAGAGUCGUUGAGUCGAGCUGUUAUAUUUGUUGCGCCUCAGUCGGAAUGGAGAACAUUUAUGCAACUCAGGAAGGACACUGAUACGCAGGCAACCUACAUUACAGAAAAAUCGUUAUUAGGUAUCGUCGGCAACUUACUGACAUUUUCGAAAAUAUAUGAAGGUCGCAUUUUUGGAAAAGGUCUUUCGUUAGCGGUAAAUUUGACUAUUCAGUAUGCGAAUGCAAAAUCAGUUUUUUACUAUAACCUGCAGUGGAAAAUCUUGUGCUUUAUGUGA
Molecule: messenger RNA, 1893 nt
Organism: Loa loa (African eye worm)
Lineage: Eukaryota; Metazoa; Nematoda; Chromadorea; Rhabditida; Onchocercidae
Exons: 15
Coding region: 1-1893 (630 amino acids)
Biological process (GO): mitotic cell cycle
Source: RefSeq, a predicted model, not a curated record